UCGAUUUUUGUGGGUCUAUACCAUUGUCUUUUUUGAAAUUAGGGAGUUAAAACAGUUCGAGAGAGAGAAAGGUUUGGAUUGAUGGGUUCGAGUGACGAAAAUGGUUUUUCGAGUUUGGAAUACCAGUCUGGUUUUGGUAAUGUUUUUUCGUCUGAAGCAAUGGGGGGAGCGUUGCCUCGUGAUCAGAACAGCCCUCUCCUCUGCCCUUUCGGACUUUACGCUGAGCAGAUCUCUGGAACUGCUUUUACAGCACCUCGCAAGCUUAACCAGAGGAGUUGGUUGUAUCGGAUCAAACCAUCUGUGACUCACGAACCAUUCCAUCCUCGGGUUCCUACACACGCACAUCUGGUUAGUGAAUUCAAUCAAUCUUCGAGCUCUGCUACUCCAACUCAACUGCGAUGGAAGCCUGCUGACGUUCCAGAGUCACCAACUGAUUUUAUUGAUGGGCUAUACACAAUAUGUGGGGCCGGAAGCUCUUUCCUUAGGCAUGGAUAUGCUGUUCAUAUGUAUGCUGCAAACAAAUCGAUGGACAGUUGUGCAUUCUGUAGUGCUGAUGGUGACUUUCUGAUAGUUCCUCAGAAAGGAAGGUUGUGGCUCACAACAGAGUGUGGAAGACUACAAAUUUGUCCUGGUGAAAUAGUUGUUCUACCACAAGGAUUUCGUUUCUCGGUUGACCUUCCAGAUGGCCCAUCGCGUGGUUAUGUAGCAGAGGUGUUUGGUACCCAUUUUCAACUCCCUGAACUCGGGCCAAUUGGGGCAAAUGGUCUUGCUGCCUCAAGAGAUUUUUUGGUUCCUACAGCAUUCUUUGAAGAGGAACAUCAUCCAGGUUACACCAUUGUGCAAAAGUUUGGUGGUGAACUGUUUACCGCAAAGCAAGACUUUUCUCCCUUCAAUGUGGUUGCUUGGCAUGGAAAUUAUGUGCCUUACAAGUAUGAUCUGAGUAAGUUCUGCCCCUUCAAUACUGUUUUGUUUGAUCAUGGUGAUCCUUCAGUGAACACAGUACUAACGGCACCAUCUGAGAAGCCUGGCGUGGCCUUAGUUGAUUUUGUCAUUUUCCCUCCUCGUUGGUUGGUGGCUGAGCAUACCUUUCGCCCUCCUUAUUAUCAUCGCAAUUGUAUGAGUGAAUUUAUGGGCCUAAUUUAUGGCGGAUAUGAGGCAAAGAAGGACGGGUUUCUUCCUGGAGGUGCAAGCUUGCAUAGUUGCAUGACUCCUCAUGGGCCUGAUACCAAAACCUUUGAGGCGACAGUGUCAUGUGAAAAGAGUUCUGAGCCAUUCAGAAUAGCGGACACAAUGGCAUUCAUGUUUGAAUCGUGCUUGAUUCCUCGCAUCUGUCCUUGGGCUCUCGAGUCUCCAGACCUGGAUCCUGAUUACUACAAGUGUUGGGUUGGCCUUAAAUCUCACUUCUUAAGGAAGGAGGUGACACAAUACGUGCAAAAGAUUAACCUGAGUGAUGGAAGAAACGCAUUCUCGAGCAACAGAGGCAACGAUCAUUCCUGAAAACUCUCUCUCACUCACUCACUCUCUCUUUAUAUAUAUAUAUAUAUAUAAUAAAAAAAAGAGAGAGAGAGAGAAUCCAUGUGAAUAUUUUAUUUCUAUCUUCUUGUAAGAAUCCAACCUGUAAAUAAUAGUAAUACAACUUGCAAAUAAAGUUUUCAGGCAUCAGCAGAAUCGAACUUGAAA
This is a messenger RNA of Amborella trichopoda, 1680 nucleotides long. It is a transcript of the gene HGO, whose product is annotated as homogentisate 1,2-dioxygenase. Lineage: Eukaryota; Viridiplantae; Streptophyta; Magnoliopsida; Amborellales; Amborellaceae. Gene Ontology annotation, molecular function: homogentisate 1,2-dioxygenase activity. Gene Ontology annotation, biological process: L-phenylalanine catabolic process. The record is from RefSeq and is a predicted model, not a curated record. Gene Ontology annotation, cellular component: cytoplasm.